AUGGCUCUUGCGCCGGGAGCGGUGCCGGUCGACUCCCCGGAUCCCCGAUUGCAGUACCAUGGAGCCUGGAGGAGUGAUCCGACCGACCCAGACAGACUAAAGUACGACAACGGGACUUUCAACGCCUGCUCCAACAACGGCGAUUACGUCUCGCUGGACUGGACAGGCGGUGAUGUGACCAUCGUCGGCGCGACAAAGCCAAAGGGACCCAAGCAAUACUACAACGGGUUCUCGGAUACCCUUAGGAAUGACGCGGUCUUGUGGGCCAGCCAAGGCCUGCCGAAUGGCGCACACCAUGUCGAGCUGAGGAAUGAGAAUGUGUACAUGCAGAGCGAUGAGGUGCAGGCCGAAGAGAGACUCUAUAUGGAUCUCGACUAUAUGGCUUAUCUCCCAUUACCAGCUCUGGAUCCACAACUCGCGGCCCCGAGCCCAGCUGCUCCCGGCAGCUCGGCCCCUCCGGCCGUACCCAGCAGCGCGGCACAUGGAAGCUCUGUCACUGCCUCUGCGGCUUCCAUUUCAGUCUCUCCGGCCAGCAGUUCCUCCUCCAGCGGGUCUGCUACUGUCCGCUCAGGCACUGCAUCAUCGGGAUCUGCAACCAUUGAGGUCCUCAAUCACGCCAAGCGCUCAAACGACCUAUCAAUUUGCGAUCCAGGUGGCGAUAACGACGGGAACUCCCAAGCUGGAAGCUGGCCUUCCGGCUCAAGGGCUUGUUUCCAGUUCAGUAGGGCCACGCGUCCAGGUACCCCUCCCCGGUCUUCUGCUCUUUGUGUGGACACUUUUGAUUUCAUUUGUAGCGAUAAGGAGAGCUCGGUGAUCAAGAGGAUAUCACACAGGCCUGAGGGGGUCAUCACUGCCAUCGUCCCUCGGCCCAUGGGCCCUGUCCGCCACAUUCCUCAUCGCGGGGCAACUUACCCCGCGUGUUUCGGUCCGCGCGCUCGGAGCCUCGAGCAACCUUACCUUGCCCUUGACAUCGCUUGUCCAUCUACCACGUACCGUCCAGCGCCCCGUCGAGGGCCACUUCCCGUCGAGAAAUCACAAGGAUCGGUAUCCGCUCUCGUCGCUCGUUUCCAGACUGCCGCAGCACACAACGCAGCUACAGCUCAGCGCGAGGCAUCACGCCGCUCAUCUUCCUCCUCGGCUACCUCUAGUCUUGGCGUUCCUGCCGGAGAUGCACCGCGGGUCACCAGUGCUGGCGGCUGGCGCAAGAGUGGGGGGAGCACUACCGGUGACACCGUUGCGAGUGGCAAGGGAGAUGGCGAGGUCAUGGAGGUCUUGAAGGAUAAAGAUGGGAAUGGGCCGGAGUUGAACGGUGGGAGCGGGGCGGCCUCGGCGGGGAAGACGACGGGGACGAAGCCAGGGCCUACUGGCAGCGCAGCGACUGGUGGACCAAGCACUCCGCAAAAGGCGGAAUCGGACAGGGUAAAAGCGGUCUCUACGAUCACACCGAAAGCUCCCUCCUCUCCAUCCCCCAAGACCACCAGGACGCCGGCUCCCAUCUCCACCGCUCCUGCCUCAACCCCGGCCAAGAUAUCACCCACAACAGCCAAAUCACCUCGAGCUGCGCCGAAAUCUACUCAGAGCUCGUUGCCGUCCCCUAAGACCGCUGUGACUGGCGUCAUGUCCUCCAAAGCGGACGUUCCUUCCGCGAAGCGCGCAGGGCACUCGCAAGCUGCUUCAUCAUCCACGGCUUCUGGGACGAGCUCCAUCGUGCGGCCUGAUGCAGGCGAGCACACCACCUCCUCGGCUACUUCAUCAAGGAUAUCCAAUACUGCUGCGCCAGGUAAAGGCGCGGCCACCUCGUCCACCACAAAGACGACGGUCUCCCGAAUGGCUGACUCUCCCACUGCCAGCAAGAUCCCUGUCAAGUCUAAACCAUCGGGGUCGGAUAGGGUAGCGGAUAAGGCAGCGCCAUCUACCGUCUCUACACCCAAGCCCCGACCUACCUCCUCCAUCAUCACUCCCAAACCCUCGACCUCCACCCGUCCUCCCUCUGCCUUCAAGGCAGCCAAACCCCUCACUCCCGCCAUGACUGGUCCUGCAUCCUCACGCCGACCAGUCUCUGCCUUCGGCCCUACCCCUACCACUACCCCUCUUCGGCCUCAGACCACCGGUACACCGUUCAAACCUACCGCAUCGUCACUCGCCAAGGCUCGCGCAACUCCCUCUGCAUCCGGCGAUAGCCCUGUUUCCAGCACAAUGUCGCUAGGCCGACCAGCGAGCAAGCGGAUAUCGCUCGGCCCCACGCCUACUCGGCAGGCAGGCCGAGCGGGGAGCGAGAGUCCUGGACCCAGCUCCAAGCUGUCAGAGGGAAAGCAGCAGAAGGAGCGGGUCUCGGGGAGUUCGAGCAUGAGCAGAUUGAUGCAGGGGACGGCGGCGUCUCGGGCCAAGACGGUGGAGGGCCUUCCGGGUGGUGGAGGUGCAGCUAGUCUAGUCUCGCCGCUGAAGGGGAAGGCGUCGACGAAGGGGAAGGACGGGGUGCCAAAGUCGGGAUCGGCGAGGAGUUUGGUCAGCAGGCAAAAGAGUCCAACCCCGGCCUCGGAGGAGGUCAAGCCGAUCGUACCUGCCGCGAGCGAGGCAGCGGAGCCCACUGCGUCACCAGCUCUAGUCGCGGCAGAUCUUACCGAUGAGAAGGAGCCGGAGGUCGAGGAAGAGGUGAAGGAUGGGGAAGAAGGGGAAGAGAAACUUGGGCAAAGUGGGGAAAGUGGGGAAGUCGAGACGGCGGAGGCGGAAGCGGUGGAGCCGGGAGCGGUGGAGCCUGAAUCGACCGAUAUCGCUCGGACCGGACCAGUCGGUGACUCGCCCAUCGGGCGCAUCGGACUCGCCGCCGUACACGUUCCCACGCCAGGUGGAUCCGGACCGCCAAGCGAGAUAGGUCAACAUCCUUCCGUUGGACCAAUGCCCGGCCAGGCGGAAGAUCUAUCAUCCUCGGCUAUCCCCCCUGACCCUGCACAUCAACUCCCUACGCCUGCCGACCCCACGGAUACAUUACCAAGGGGCUCAGAUGGAGCAGCGUCAGGUUCAGAUACUGGCGCGGACGGUCAACUCCCCAACGAUACGGCGCAGGAAAAGACAGAGUCGAAGGGGGGCGCGGGCGAUGCGGAAUGA
Dioszegia hungarica is the source of this 3105-nucleotide messenger RNA. RefSeq lists its product as uncharacterized. Lineage: Eukaryota; Fungi; Basidiomycota; Tremellomycetes; Tremellales; Bulleribasidiaceae. The coding region runs from base 1 to 3105 and encodes 1034 amino acids. The transcript is spliced from 9 exons. The record is from RefSeq and is a predicted model, not a curated record.